AUGGAUGGUGUAAAGUUUAUUCCCUUCCCGAAACCGAAAACGCAGCUUGAAAAAUGUCAACGUUGGGUCAGGCUGUGCGGAAGGAAACACUUCACUGUUGAGAGCAUUCGGAAAGAGACCUAUAUUUGCUCAAAGCACUUCGUCGGAGGAAAUGGGCCUUCGGAUUCACAUCCAGACCCGCUACCAGCAGUAAGUACAGAAUUUGAGAGAAAUUUGCUGUCGGCAAAGAAAAAACGAAAACCACCAACCUCAAGACCGUCACCUAAGAAGCGCCCUAGAAAGUGUUUGAUUAAUGACGAGGACGAAUCUCAAGACAGCGCUGAUUCAUGCAUUGAAUCAUUCAUUUUAGAGACCGUUUCAAAUGAGCAUGAUUAUACCUGCUUAACUUCCAGUAGCACUAGUGUUGAACAUGGACAUGAAAUAUUUGAAUCUACAAGUUAUGUUCAGGCACCUGAGGUUGAGGAGAUUUGGUUUGAUGCAGCCAGUGAAGUUCCAUGUCUAGCAGGGGAAGAAGAAGUUACCACCACAACUUCUACUGACGCUCUUGUUCAGACAACAUGUGUUUCAAUGUCGGAUGUUGGAACCCAGACAUGUGUGCAUUUCCAACAUAUUCACAAAUAUGCUGACGAGGAAUUGAUGGACAGAAACCAAAUGAGUAGAAAGUUGUUUCUGUCAUCAGUACUGCAGGAUAGCAACAGCUGCAAAUUUUACACAGGCUUAAAUCUGUCCAUCUUCCUGUUCUUAUUUCAAUGGAUUAGACCAAAAGCAGAAAAGCUGAACUACUGGAGGGGACAGGAUACAACAGAUUUCAAAGGAAAACCAAGUUUACCAUCCUCUCAGAGAGUAACCUGGUCUAAUUAUAAACACCACAAUACCCUGAAGGCACUUAUCUCCAUUUCUCCCACAGGAUCAUUUACUUUCAUUUCUAAACUUUUCACUGGUAGUAUUUCAGACCGACGUAUUGUUGAGGAAAGUGGUUAUCUUGAAUAUUUAGAACAUGGAGAUGAUAUUAUGGCUGACCGUGGAUUUUUAAUACGAGAUCUCUUAGCCAGAAGAUCAUGUACUCUGAAUAUACCGCCUUACUCUAUGGGUAGACAGUUGAGCAGUAGAGCAGUGACAAAGACAAGACGGAUUGCAAGUGCCCGGAUUCAUGUGGAGCGUGCCAUUGGAAGGUUAAAAACAUUUAAAAUUUUACAAAGAACUAUGCCUUUAAGACUACAUCCUUUAUUUGAUCAAGUUUUGGGUGUUUGUGCCUGUAUUUGCAAUUUAGAUUCAAAGUUAGUCAAAUGA
Molecule: messenger RNA, 1290 nt
Organism: Saccostrea echinata
Lineage: Eukaryota; Metazoa; Mollusca; Bivalvia; Ostreida; Ostreidae
Exons: 4
Coding region: 1-1290 (429 amino acids)
Source: RefSeq, a predicted model, not a curated record